Setaria italica (foxtail millet) is the source of this 1744-nucleotide messenger RNA. RefSeq lists its product as uncharacterized. Gene Ontology annotation, cellular component: endoplasmic reticulum tubular network. Gene Ontology annotation, biological process: endoplasmic reticulum tubular network organization. The transcript is spliced from 5 exons. Bases 13 to 1383 code for a protein of 456 amino acids. The record is from RefSeq and is a predicted model, not a curated record. NCBI's taxonomy places the organism in Eukaryota, Viridiplantae, Streptophyta, Magnoliopsida, Poales, Poaceae.
CAUCUCUCUCUCAUGUCUGUGGAGACGUCUUCUGUUGCUCUAUCCAUUUCGUGCAGAUCGCUUGAUCGCUAUACAAUUCCUCCACUUCGAAUCCAACUCAUAAAGAAGUACCGUCCUGCAAAGCGGUGUCGAUUUCGAGAACCAACCGCCCAACCCCCUGCUCCACAGCGCGCGGCACAGAAGCCAAAUCCGCCCCCGAUCCCGCGACGAUCACCAGAUCGAACCCGCGCAAUGGCUUCUCCGGCAGAGGCAGCGGAGAUGGUGGCAUCCGCGGCUGCCGCGUCGGAGGCGAAGGGGAAGGAGGAGAAGGAGAAGAGGGAUGGGCCCGGGAUACUGGGGAGGAUUUGGCGGGCGCUGUUCGGCGGGCGGGGCGAGGACUACGAGAAGCGGCUGCAGAACCUGUCCAAGGAGGAGGCCGCGUUGCUCGCCCGCAUGCGCCGCCGGACGCAGUUCUCCCGCCGCGGCGUCCGCAACCUCAUCGCCCUCUCCGUCCUCGGCGAGGUUGGAGCUGUAGUUUACGCAAUCAUCAUGACAAAAUCAGAGGAUCUAGAUUGGCAGAUGAGAGCUAUUAGAGUGCUGCCUAUAUUUCUUUUGCCUGCUUUAUCCUCAAUGAUAUAUUCGAUACUCGUAAGCUUCACAAGGAUGUUGGAGCGGAAGGAUAAGGAUACACUUGAAAGAUUGAGAGCUGAGAGGAAAGCAAAGAUCGAUGAGCUAAAGGAUAGAACAAACUAUUACCUGACCCAGGAGCUUAUUCAGAAAUACGACCUUGAUCCUGCAGCAAAGGCAGCAGCAGCUUCAGUUCUGGCCUCUAAAAUGGGUGCAGAAACCGGCCUUAAGUUACAUAUGGGAGAUGAAGCAAAGUCUGGUUCAACACAAGCUAGAAGCAACGAGGUUGAGGUAGUUCCCAAAGAUGGUCUGCGAAACAGGAGGGAAACAAAGGCAAAAGGCAGCAGCUACAGCAGCACCGCAGCUGCUCAUACAGGUGGUGGCAUGGAAGCUAUGCCACCUUCAAAAGUCGUGGGGCAUUAUGAAGGCUCAGGAACAAGUGAUGGUGGCUGGAUUGCGAAGAUUGCUGCUCUGCUUGUUGGGGAGGAUCCAUCGCAGUCAUAUGCGCUGAUAUGUGGCAAUUGUCAUAUGCAUAAUGGAUUGGCCAGGAAAGAAGAUUUUCCUCAUGUAACCUACUACUGCCCGCACUGCCACGCACUCAACGUGUCCAAUCAGUCUAUAGGGCAAUGCUCAGGCCAGUUGAGCCCAGUUGCUCCUGCUGAUGGGGUUUCCACUACACAUCCUAUCACAGAGACUGAACUGAGCAGCAAAAGUGAGGUGCAAGAGCUACCAGAGGUGACAAAUGCUGGGCAGCAACCAGUGGAGCCGGCAAACUGAGGCUCAUCGCUCGCGAAAGUACGUCGCUCUGCGACACACACACACACACACAAAAGGAAUUAUGAUCGUUCCCUGCUGCGCAAACAACAAGUGCAUGAACUUGUCCUGUGAAGACAAAACACUUGUUUUAGGCGUGUGUAUAUCCUGCACCUACUUUUGUUCAGAGGGCUGUGGUGUAGCGCCCUGCGAAAUUGUAAAUGCCUACGGCAUGUGAUCGAUUGCGCUGUAAUGUGGCUGACUGGCUAGUGCGCAGUAUAGAGAACUGCUGUUUGCCGUUUCGAAUGCACGGGAAACGCCUUUACCGUGAGAUGAAGGUCGUACUCGUACAGAAUGCUGUAAGAUGAAGGUAUUUGGUUCAGCA